Molecule: messenger RNA, 1683 nt
Organism: Ichthyophthirius multifiliis
Lineage: Eukaryota; Ciliophora; Oligohymenophorea; Hymenostomatida
Exons: 10
Cellular component (GO): cytoplasm; membrane
Molecular function (GO): scavenger receptor activity
Source: RefSeq, a predicted model, not a curated record
AUGACAAGUAAAACACAUAGUUAAUGGGGAAUGAUUCCUGGAGAUACAAAGAUGGAAAUUGAAAGAUAAUUCACUUUUUAUAACUUUGAAAAUCCUGAAGAUUUUGUUUUUAGGGGAAAGAAGCCACAUCUUUAAGAAUCAAAAAAAUUUUAUUUUUAAGAAUUCUAAGAGUUUAACAAUCCUUAGUUUUCUGAAGAUUAAACUAAAGUUGAUUUUGAUUAUUAUUAAUAUUUUCAUGCAAUUAAAUAAACAAACGCAUAAGAAAUACAAAAUUGUGUUAAUUUAGGACCUUUAAGCUUUUGGUACUAACUAAAAUUAGCAUCAGAAACCUAAAUAGGAAUAUAAGGAAAUGAUACAUUAGAUAACAAUUCAUAUUAUGCAGCAUUACAAUGGUCUUAAUAAGGAAUAUCUAAUAAUCCACCAAUAGGUGAUAAAAUAGAAUCGAUUACAUCUACAAAUACUACAACAAUCGGUUUUCCUGAAAUAUCAUUUUUUCUUUAAAAAUAUUUACCUAAUCAUAUCUCAAAUGAUACAAAAUAUCAAAAUUUAAAAUUUACUAAUGAAUGGGCUGAAAAAAUAAUGGAAUAUAUUGAAAAUCCAGUAAACUAUACUAUUUUUAUAAAAACUAACUACUCAUUACUUAAUUAAGGUAAUUUAAAAAUUUUAUAUUCUUGGGGAAAAUAAUUCGAAUAGACAUAAAAUGAGACUUACUUGUAAUUAAUUGCUGAUAGAUUUUUAAUUUCAGAAUACUAUUAAGAUUAAAUUAUUGACAGAGCCUUUGUUUUUUGGAAAUAUUGUAUUUAUAUAGUAAAUGAAUUUGCAGAAAUGAGAUCUAAAGGCGGUAAUUAAGCUUAUGCAGGCUUAGGAGGAAUAGGAAGAACUAAAAUUUAGCAAAUUUUCUUGGAUGAAAAUAUUUCAUAGUUUAAGGAUUUUUAUAUGUUUUAAGAACCAGCAUAAGUUUUAGAUUAUAUAAGAUAUAUGGUUAUUUUUACAGGCUUUGGAGGUUUGACAAUAAAAAACACAGCAUAUAAUUACCUAUUUGGAUAUGAAGAUCCGUUUUUAAUAAAUUUAAAAUAUUAAAAUCCUUAAUAAGGAGGAGAUCCGUCAAUAUCUUUAAUAGUUAAUUAUAAUGAUUUGAAUAUGUCAGAUCCGACUCAAGCUUAAAAAUAAGGAAUGUACACUGGAAAAGAAAAUAUAAAAUAAGUCAGAUAAUAUUAUUAAAUAAACUAAUUUCCUUAUGUUACAAUAAAUAAGUAAAUAUUUGAUGGAUUUUAAGUUAGUAAUUAAUUAGUCAGCCCAUGGGAUGAAAAUAUAUAAAUAUAAGGUACAGAUGCAGGAGCUAAUGAACCCGAUUUAGAUGAAGAUUCUAAUUUAAAUAUUUUUAUAAAUACCCUUUAUUAAGGAGGAUAAUUGUACAAUUACGAUUAUAAUAAUACUCUUAAUUUAACUUCAAUUUUAUCUGGACCAAUUUUUAAUACUAAAACUCAUAUGUUAAAUAUAGAUCCUGAUAUGACUUAAUUUAUAGAUGUUUAUAAUACAGACGGAAAUCCAUAAUAUCCAAGUAAUUGGGAUUAAACAUUUAUUUUGGUGGAACCAAUAACAGUAAUGAUACCCUUCUUUUAUGUACAUAGGUCCGGAAACUUAACCGAAGAUGCACCAUUUUAAUUAUAAUAUAUAUUUUGA